Molecule: messenger RNA, 2326 nt
Organism: Nematostella vectensis (starlet sea anemone)
Lineage: Eukaryota; Metazoa; Cnidaria; Anthozoa; Actiniaria; Edwardsiidae
Product: cell division cycle protein 20 homolog
Exons: 8
Coding region: 185-1762 (525 amino acids)
Biological process (GO): positive regulation of anaphase-promoting complex-dependent catabolic process; anaphase-promoting complex-dependent catabolic process; positive regulation of ubiquitin protein ligase activity
Cellular component (GO): anaphase-promoting complex
Molecular function (GO): anaphase-promoting complex binding; protein binding; ubiquitin ligase activator activity
Source: RefSeq, a predicted model, not a curated record
AAUAAGCAUAUACUGUUUGGGUUUCAUAAAACUGUGGCAUUACAAGAAGGAAACGAGUCCGGGUUUGCGGAUCAUAGCAAGUGUCUCACAGUUUAUAACGGAAUAAGUAAAAGCUGCUAUCAUCGUAUCACGAUUUACAAGCUUCAUAACUGAGGAAAAACCUGCGACUUUUCCACAAACUGCGAUGGAGAACAUAAAGUUUGAGAAUGGCGUCAAUGACUGCCUCAAGAACUUUGAAGCCCCUCUAAAAAGCGGUCCCAUUCCAAGAUGGCAAAGAAAAGAACAACAACGACUCCGAUCAAGCAGCGGACCACUCUCGCCGCUUCCGAACAACUUCCAGCGACACAGCGAAUCGCUCCCGAAAAAAACAAUCUCGAAAACGCCAAAAAAAGGUACCCCAAAGCGUAAACAAGAUCCUUCCCCUUCUAGAGGCGACAGGUUUAUUCCUAACCGGCCAAGUAACGCCGAUUGUGAUUGGAGCCAUCACCAGAUGAUGCAGGCGAACCAGGGGGAGACGGCGAUCGAGGGAUCCAGUGAGGAGGAAGACGAGGACAAAGGCGAGUCAGCCACUCAGAAGCGGAUGUCGAACGCGCUGGCUGACGGGAAGGCUGAGAGCAAGAUCUUGCACUUCAAGUCUGGGGCCCCUGCCGCAAAAGAAGGCUACCAAAACGACCUUCACGUGCUGUAUUGUCAGAGCAAGCCGAGUGGGCCUAAGGCCAGGAGCUCACGUCACAUCCCUCAAGCCCCUGACAGGAUCCUGGACGCCCCCGAGCUACUGGAUGACUACUAUCUGAAUUUACUUGAUUGGGGAAAUAAUAACCUGCUCAGCCUGGCGCUGGCGGGAGCGGUUUACAUCUGGAACGCGGAGUCGAGCGACAUCAAGCACCUUUUUCAGAUGGACGAGGGUGAGUAUGUCUCCAGCGUGGCCUGGGUACAAGAACACAGCAUGACGCAAUACCUGGCCGUGGGAACACACGACGGGAACGUACAGCUGUGGGACGUAGAGGCGUCCAAGUGCGUGCGAUGCAUGGGCGGACACGCGGCGAGGGUGGGGUCACUAUCCUGGAACUGCUUUCUUUUGUCAAGCGGGUCUCGUAGCGGUGCCAUCCAUCAUCAUGACGUUCGCGUGGCAAACCAUAAGAUCGGCACACUGCUGAACCACAGCCAAGAGGUUUGCGGGCUCAAGUGGUCUCCCGACGGCAAACUAUUGGCCAGCGGUGGCAAUGAUAAUGUUGUUAACAUCUGGCCUUACCCGAGUACUGUCGGCUCAAGCGCUGGUGAGCCCUCGCCAGUGGAACCCUUGUUUUCGCUGACACAUCAUCAAGCGGCAGUGAAGGCGAUUUCGUGGUGUCCAUGGCAACCAAAUGUGCUAGCAACAGGUGGAGGGACGGCUGAUCGUCACAUCCGGUUUUGGAACGGGUCUACAGGAGCGACGCUCAACAGUGUUGAUACGAAGAGCCAGGUUUGUUCCAUCCUAUGGUCCAACGAGUACAAAGAGAUAAUUUCCGGACACGGAUUCUCCCAGCACCAGCUCACUAUCUGGAAAUACCCGUCCAUGGCCCGUGUGGCAGAUCUUACUGGACACACGUCACGUGUUCUGUGCAUGGCCAUGUCUCCGGACGGCCAGUACGUGGCGUCAGCAGCCGCCGAUGAGACCUUGAGGCUUUGGAAGUGCUUCGCCACACAACCCAAGCAAAAGAAGACGCAUAGGGGAGGGGAAGAGCCGGUCAAUCGGCUCUUGUCCUGUAUGAGGGUCCGGUAGAUAGUACAGUUCUCAUCGUGGAAGGAGAAUGAGGGAUAGCGUGGGGAUGUCAGAAGUUAUGCAAUAUUGUUUAGGGUUUAGGGGUAAAUAGAACGGCGACAUACACGGGUGCCGGGCUCAAGUAAAUUGGCGGUUUCUAAUAAAAGCAAAGCCGUUUGUCAAUGAUGUCUUAUAAAUAGAAAAUUGGCUUUUCAUAACGACUUUAGUAGGAGGCAAAACAUAUACUAAGAAGGGUCAAUAAAUUAUCUAAUGUCGUACUGUUCAGUGAAUUGGUGGACGGUGUCAUUCCAAUAUCUUGUACUCGAAUUCUAUUGAUAAAUUAAAUAUACAGAGAAAUGGGAAAGCAUUAAUGCUUCAAUGAAUCACAACGUUUAGAUUUCAUCUAAGAGAAGUAAGACACGAACGCAACGCAUGAGUAUUAAGUUGCCAUUUAAAAGCACGAUUAUGAUUCAAAGUAAUAAGCAAACUGUAGUCUUUCAGUGCGUGUUUGCAUUAUCAACUAGAGAGCUCUUUCUUUAGUUCCAUGUUGUAUUAAAGGAUUUUUAUUAAACAUUCCGUUUCAAA